AUGUCUGAAGAUUUUAGUCGAGACCCAUCACUAUCGCCCACCCAAAUAAGAACUCAAGUUCUAGCUCAGAUUGCUUGCUUUUUAGAGUCAAUGGGUGCAUUUUUUAUAGAUAGUCCUGGAGGAACAGGUAAAUCGUUUCUUUAUAGAGCUUUAUUAGCAGAUAUUAGAUCAAAAGGAUAUAUAGGUUUAGCAACAGCUACUUCGGGUAUUGCCGCUUCUAUCUUACCAGGUGACUUUGCUGGCAAAGAAGUUUUUAUACAUAGAAUACCAUUAGAGCCACCAAGUGAUCAGCAAUAUCCAGUGCCUUAUGUUAGAACACAAUUUCCUGUACGAUUGUCGUUUGCAAUGACGAUCAACAAAGCGCAAGGGCAAACUUUAGAUUCAGUCAGUAUUUAUUUGAAAGAACCAGUUUUCUCUCAUGGUCAAUUAUAUGUUGCUCUAUCACGAGCAAGAUUGUCAUCUAAUGUUACAGUUCUUAUUAAACCACCUUAUUUUGACAAGAAAAAGGGAACAAUUGUAUCUGCAACUGUUUAUGGAUCCGCUCAAAUUCAGUUCUGGGAUGAACGCAUCAUACAGUAUAAAAGAUACUAUGUUUCUGGGGCAACUGUGCAGCAAGCAAAUCCUUUAUAUCAAAUCAGUGACUAUGGUUUCACUUGGACAAUACAAAAAGGCACAUUGAUUGAAGAAUAUCCUGAAAAAUUACCUCCACAGCUCCCGUGCAAAAUACACCUCCAGGAGUACAGCAAACUGAGCAUGUUUGCAGAGACAAAAACUUUACAAAAUGUCAUGGGUGUUGUUGUUCAUGUGUUGCCGCAAAAAGAUGCUUCUUCAACUUCAAACACAAAAAAUCUUGUCAUCGUCAAUGCAGUAAACAGGCCUAUGAUUUUUACAUUGUGGGGCGAAUUUGCAAAAGAAGAAGGUCAACAAUUAGCAAGCACAUUGGCUACUGGCAACAUUAUUGUUGCAACAAGGGUCAGGGUAACAACUUUCAACUUGCUAUCACUAACAACAACUCACUUGAGCACAAUAAUGAUAAAUCCUCCCAUGGCAGAAAGUGUCUCUCUCAAGCAAUGGUACAUUGACCACAAAGAAGAAGUGAACCAUCAGCUGGAACUCAAAGUGUAUGAAAACCCUGAGUUUCUCUUACCACCACCAAACGAAUCACAAAUUAUCUCUGUCCACUCAGCUUUAAAAAAUUUGCAGACUGCUGUUCUUGCAUUUGGACAAACAUCUUACUGGUUCACAGCUUGCCACAAUUGCAAAAAAGGUUUGCGCGCUCAAAUCGGAUGGAUAGUGACAUGUCCUCAUUGCAAGGCAGAAGGACCAGUAGAACCUAGGUCUAGAUUUACUUUGGGCAUUGAAGACAACACUGGUCUCAUACAAGCUGUUAUCAGUGGUCCAGAAGCUGACCAACUACUUCCAAUGACCGCAGCCCAAAUGAGUCUCAACAAAAACCAGACGGGAUAUGACCCCCACAGGGUAAACCACAAGAGCACUAAAACACACAAAAGGCAAUACAAAGACCCCCACAGGGUAAUCCCCGAGUGUCGGGCCCCCACGGGAACGGUUCCAGCCAGCGAUGAUAGAUCGACUCUGGGAAGAAGAUUCCAAGCCAGAGAAAACACUACCGAAAUUGCACAAAUGCCUAUACACCCCCACACCCACCCGGCCCGUCUAACACCACUAGCCGAGCCCAGGGUCCCCCGCCGCCUAACACCACUAGCCGAAAUAGGGGAAGGUGGGGGUGGUUCGGAGCAGCUCACACCAACUGCACACAAAGUUCUUGCCUCAAUACUUAAUACACCAUCACCAAUUACCCUUGACAAACAAAACAAACAAGGAGCAAAAAGAUCCAUCAACUUUGAUCUCCAAACAAAUGAACCAACUGAUGCAGACCAAGUAGAAGCAGAUCAUCCAGAAGGACCAACGCUACGUUUUGGAAGACCGAUAACAGCUUAA
Molecule: messenger RNA, 1959 nt
Organism: Striga asiatica
Lineage: Eukaryota; Viridiplantae; Streptophyta; Magnoliopsida; Lamiales; Orobanchaceae
Source: the annotation of a GenBank genome assembly